CAAUUUCAAACGAAAAUGAUUAGUCCGCGAGCACGAAAUUCCCCCAUUACAAGUUUCCUAUUUCAACGUCGUAUACCGCGUAACUUUUAUGAUACAGUUUAGUUAUCAUUUACGCGAUGAUUUAUCUAUUUCCUGCUUGCCAACGACACAUUCUGUUAUAGCACUUCCGUUAUUAACUUUGAAAUCAUGUCUUUGAUUAAUUUUUUGGAGUUUUUCCAAAAAGGAAAGACUUUUCGACCGAAGAAAAAAUUGUAUCCCGGUACUUUACGGUACUCGUUGCACAAGCAAGCUCAGGCUUCGUUAAAUUCUGGCAUAAAUUUACGAUCCGUGGUGCAGUUACCUGAAGGUGAAGAUUUGGAUGACUGGAUUGCCGUUCAUGUUGUCGAUUUCUUCAAUCGUAUAAAUCUGAUAUAUGGCACCAUAUCGGAUUUUUGUACCGAAGAAUCUUGCCCUACCAUGUGUGGUGGUCCACGUUUCGAGUAUUUGUGGGCUGACGGCACGAAAUACAAGAAACCCACCAAGUUAGCAGCGCCUAAAUAUAUUAAUUUAUUAAUGGAUUGGGUCGAAGAACAAAUCAACAACGAAGGAUUAUUUCCCGUUUCAACGAAUGUUCCUUUCCCGAAAAACUUUCAAAGUUUGUGUAGCAAGAUAUUGACGAGGUUAUUCCGAGUGUUUGUCCAUGUCUAUAUACACCAUUUCGAUAGGAUCGUUUCAUUAGGAGCGGAACCUCAUAUAAAUACCUGCUACAAGCAUUUUUACUACUUCGUUAGAGAAUUCAAUUUAGUUGCCAUUAAAGAACUGGAGCCUUUAAAAGAUAUGACCGAUAAAAUAUGCAGAGAUAAAUCUCCUUCGCCUACUAGAUCCAUCGCCGAGACCGUUGUGAACGCAUGAUUCAAUUUUGUUUUUAUCUCAAAAGUAAACUUAAUCUAUGUAUUUAUUUAUUUAUUUCAAAACUAUAGUUAAUUAAUUCGCUAUAUUGAAUUGCUUCACAGUGUUUGUGAUUGUUAUUUCGUAUUCGUAUCUUGGGAAAUUUUUACCUCAUAUGUGAUUUGUACUUGAUACGAGUACCUAUUGUGAAUGUGAAUGAUCUGAAUUUUACUUUUUGUUUGUUUUAUUAUUUGUUUUCUUUCAAGAAAUAUAUUUUUUUUUACCAUAA
Messenger RNA from Planococcus citri (citrus mealybug), 1156 nucleotides. It is a transcript of the gene Mob3, whose product is annotated as MOB kinase activator 3. The record is from RefSeq and is a predicted model, not a curated record. Bases 187 to 891 code for a protein of 234 amino acids. Lineage: Eukaryota; Metazoa; Arthropoda; Insecta; Hemiptera; Pseudococcidae. Gene Ontology annotation, cellular component: cytoplasm. The transcript is spliced from 5 exons.